Molecule: messenger RNA, 7633 nt
Organism: Plutella xylostella (diamondback moth)
Lineage: Eukaryota; Metazoa; Arthropoda; Insecta; Lepidoptera; Plutellidae
Source: RefSeq, a predicted model, not a curated record
CCAGUCGUCUCCGUCGCCCGCCCAGCGCGCACGCGUCUCUCAGAUUUCAGUGAAUGCGGUGGGCCAGUCACUACACUACAUGGAUUUAAGCUGAAAACUACACACGAUGUCUUUUCGAAAUUAUUAUGACACCUCAUCUUAUGGGCGCAGUCGGGACACGGGCCGCGCGGCCGACCGGCCCACCUCCGUCACUGCCAAGUACAUCAACACUGCGCCUUCCUUCAAGUCCUCGAGCAUCCCCAUCCUGUGCCGCGAUCGAUCCGCCUCCCGCGACGAAACUCCCAUUUCCACCAUCGCAAACCGAUACUCCUCAUACAAAACCAAGGACGAGAAACCUGCCUCCAAAUAUGAGAAGAAAGAUUAUAAACUCUCUGUACCAUCCACCACCAACCGAAGCAGGGAUGUCAGUCCUGUAUCAACCUCAUCAAAGUACUCCAGCCUCACCCGGUCUUCCAGGCACAUUAGUCCUGAUAGGAAGACCAAGACUACCCUGCCAGGUAGAAGCCCAGAUCCUACCUCGGAUCGCGACAAAGACAUUCCAAGCAAGACUGAAAAGUCGACAGGCUACAACAGCCUUUCUAGCUACAAAAUUUACCCGAGAGCUUCCAGUUACUCAAGACCUUCAUCACGGGCAGAAACGAAGCCUGAAAUCACAGUUAACCGAUAUGCGAUAGCCAAUAGAUUAUCAUCAAAUUAUUUACGAAGUCCAUCUCUAGAUAAAUCUAAAUCAAUUUCCCCUGUGAAUCAUAUUGAAACGCCUAAAACAGAAAGUGAAAAGUCAGUGUCACCAAUUGUAGUUGUUCAAGAAGAGGACUGCAACUCGAAUAGUGUAGAAGCUGAAAAUGUGAUUGUGAAUGGUGAAACAAACAGUAACAAGUACAGUGAAUACAGAAGUGAAACGGUCACAGUUGUAACGAGACAUACAUCUCCAACGCCACCUGGGUCGUCUGUUUAUGUUAGAACAAGAAGAGCAGACAUGGCUAAAACUAUUGAGAAAACAAUAACACGAUCAAGAAAGAGGCCGGAAAUGGUUGAUAAAGAAAUGCAAUCGGAUAGAUUAGACGACCCGACAAGAACUGGCAGAUUUGCUAGUACUGCCAGGACAAACUUAUCUCCUUGGUCAACCUAUACACCCAGUGGCAGUAGCUAUACAGGGUAUGCUGGAAGAUAUUCCACGCACUAUACCAACUCAAGAGAAAAUAACCCUAGUUAUAAUGAAAGGAGUAGUAGAAGUCGUAGCACUGAGCCAAUACCAAAAGACAAUUCUAAUUCAAGUUCACUAUCAGAAAUCAAAGAAAAAGAAUACAAACCAAUUAUAAACAACAGUGUUCCAGAAAUAAAUCCAGAAAUAGUCACAGUAUAUGAGAAAAAUCAAGAUGAUGAAACGUCAGAAAUCAUCAUCAAUGUAAAUCUAAAGUUGAAAAAAGCGAAAAGCCCGUCAACUGAACUAGUAUCUCCGGAAAUUACAAUAACAAAUAGUCAAUUGCCCCCGCAAGCGCCCAAACCAGAGGGGCCCCCUAAAGUUAAGAAGAUGAAAGCUCGCAAAUCUAGUACAGAUUCAACAUCCGAUUCCUCUUCCAGUCCUAAGAGGAAGAUAGUAAAAAAACGUAGUAAAUCGGCCAGUUCUACAGAAUCUGAACAAGCUACUGACGCUAGUGAAAAAUCUAAAGCAUCUCCUACAAAAAGUGUUAGCAAAACAUCAAAUUCAAAUAUACCUAACGGUCAUGUAAACCAUAAACAUUCCAAAUCACGUGAAAGCAACAGUCCUGAAUCAAGUAUAACGCUUUCUACUCAAUCUUCUAUUAGUGAAGACGAGACAAUAUCCAAGUCAAAAACUAACGAAAUAUCCAGAACCUCAGCAGAUGAGCUUUCAUUACCAACUGAUAGAUCUGGUAAACAAGGUAGUCCACCCUCCAAUAAAGGUGAAGGGGCUGAAGAAGCCAAAUCAUUUUUGAUUCGUGCCUUAGCACCUGUAACGAAUCUUUUCAAAAGAAAUCAAGAUUCGUGUGAUUCAAGAUGGUUGGAAACUUCGAAUUCUGAAUCUACCAGCAAAGAUGUUUCCAAUCUUGUUACAGAAAGCGACCGGUCGAAAAGCAAAAGUAAUAAUACUGAUAAUAUCGUUGCAUCGAACGACGACGGCGUGGUGAAACUUAAAGCAAUUCGUCACAUAGAUUCUGGCGAAAAGGCAUGGUGGAUGGAGUCAGAAUCAGAAAAGCAAAGUAACACUCCAAGCGAGAAACAAAACUCUACGUCAGAGAAAAACAUACCAAAGAAAAUCCGACAUAUUGAAUCUGGUGAAAGAGCUUGGUGGCUUGAGUCUAAUGGCACUGAUAGUUCAUCAAGCAAAAAUGGAGUUCAAUCCAUACCUACAACUGAGAGUUCAGGGAAACCUUAUAAAAAACACAAAUAUGACGACGAGAAACCAUGGUGGCUAGACAGCAGUGCUAACAUACCAGAAGGAGUCGAACGUUUGACGCCACCAAGAAAAUCGUCAAGUGAAAGUGAGAAAAGCGAAAAGUUUGAUUUCUUCAAAGUGCGUCGCAUUGAGUCUGGCGAUCAGAAGGACUGGUGGCUGACAAGCAGUGAGAAUUCCUCCAGUAACAAACAAGACCCGAAAAAUAGUCUGAGCAAAUCAAGCUCUGACCAAAAAAGCUUUCCUGGGCGUAGAAUCCGACACGUGGAGUCGGGCGAGAGACCGUGGUGGCUGUCAAGCGGCAAGAAUAUUCCAGAGGGAGUGGAGAAACUCCCAACACCUCCUCCUCAAGCGGAGAGUGACUCGUCGGAUUCAGAAGAAGUACAAGUAUACGUGCCGCAGCCCGCGGUGCCUCCGUUCCCAUUAUCUCUGCCUGACGACGAGCCUCUUGGUGACAGAAGAAGUCCAGAGGGCUUGGAAACGCCUAAAGAACCAGAGAAUUACCGAGGGCGUAUGUCGCCUUACGAAAACCGGCGUCAAUACCAGAGGCAGUCUUCUGGCAUGGUUUUCCAGAAGAGGGAGAAGUAUAUCUCGAGGUACUCGGAUAUAGAUGACAUUCUGGGGACGUCAAGUCAGUUUUGCAGUCCGUUUAUGGACUCGCUACUGGCUCGCAGGAACGGGCAGGAGUACGAAGACAACUCGGAGUGCGAGGAGAUCGACUCCACGCAAGUGAAAAUCCACGACAGCACGGCCCAGAGACCUGUCAUCAAAAAGUUACGGAGCAGGAGUGAAAUCAUUGAUUGCAGAGAUGAAGAUCAGCUGGACGACGUAGCACUCCAGGUGUUCAAAGAUGGCGACUACGGGCCGUAUCUGGACCUGGACUCCACUCUUGGCGAGCAAGAGGAGGAGCUGGAAGGCCUACAGGACAGUCGCAAAAAUGCUAUCAUCCUUCGAACCCAGCUGUCGGUGCGGGUGCAUGCGCUCAUUGAAAGACUACUCCAGUCUCAAGGGCGGGAACUGCGCCGGGCCCUAUUCUCGCUCAAGCAAGUUCUGCAGUCGGACGACGACCUGGUGCACGAGUUCGUGGCCAACAAGGGGCUGGACUGCCUCAUGCAGCUCGGCAACAUGGCCGAUCAUAACUACCUGGACUACAUACUGAGAGCCCUUGGCCAGAUCCUGCUAUACGUAGACGGCAUGCACGGCGUCAUGGCGCACAACCGCUGCGUGCAGUGGCUCUACUCACUCGUCGCCAGCAAGUUCAGACACGUCGUCAAGACCGCCCUCAAGCUACUCCUAGUCUUCGUCGAGUACACCGAUGAGAACUGCCUUCUCCUCAUCGACGCCAUCACAGCCGUCGACAGCUCCAACUCCAGACAACCCUGGUACAACGUCAUGAGAAUCCUCCAAGACUUUGACGCCUCUGACACCGAACUUCUCAUCUACGCCACCAGUCUCAUCAACAAGUGCCUCAACAAUAUCCCGGACAGGAAUGUCUACUACGACCAUGUCGAUGCCCUGCAGGACCAGGGCAUGGAUGACAUCAUCCAGUUGUACAUGGCGAAGCAAGGAACUGAUCUGGACCUGUUGAGGCAGCUUCAAAUAUUUGAAGCCGUCUUGUUGUACGAGGAUGGUGAUGAAACUGCUGCUUUGAAGCAGCUAGAUGACUCUGUUAUAAGUUCGGUUAGGAGAAGAAGCUUCAAUGUAAGUCUGAAUACAUCAGAGAGGAGACGGUCAAAGAAAUUCGCACUAAAGGAGAAAGAUCAACCAGUCCUGACUCGUACAGACCCAGAAGUGAAGAUAGUGAAUACGAAAUCUCCAAACCUCCCCGUUAUAAAGGAUGUCAAAGAGAACAAGGAACUAUCGACAGCGCUGCGAAGAAGAAGAGACCGAUACGAGCGACAAGCUCACCACAUUACCCAACAACAAGAACUUCUCAACAUUUCUUCUAAUGUCUAUAGCGGUUUAUUCACUAAUGGAAAUUACGAGAGUCCAACUAGGAGCGUCACCAGCAAUGGUAUUAGUUCGCGGAUCAACAGCAUCCAAAGUAAAAAUAGCCCUUGCAAUGGAAACUACUCCAAUAAUGGAAGUCUUUCCAGUUGCAACAACUAUUCAAAUUUAAAUGGAAAUGCGAAUAGUACAAAUAGUAGCUUUAAUGAUAAUAGUUUUACAAUUACUAGUAGUCCAGAAAUUCGAAGAGUUUCAAAUGGAUUCUCGAACACCAAUGGUCAUAAUCCUAUAAAUAGUGAAAUUCACGCCAAUAGUAAUGGUAUAGUAAAUAAUACCAAUUAUAGGAAAUUGAAUGGGUUGUACAAUGAAAUUAAAGAAGAGGAAAAUAGUAGAAUCUCAAAGAACUUAAAUGUACCCGAUAUUUUAGUUAAUGGAAACCAAAGAUACACAGCUGGUCUAAAACAACGAAUCCAAAAUGGAACCCUAGGUCAUAGCAUGACUGCUAUGGAUGCCUUGGCUGCUAUGCGACAAAAGCAGUUAGACUCGCCAGAUACCAAAGAUGAACGAGGAAUAAUUCUGAAUAAAGAGCACUCAAUCAAAGACCUGGCACAAAAGCUAACGAGCCCUGUAAGUCCCACGUCGGAAGAAAAACUACCGAAAGUUGCUGAGAUGGCGGGGAUAGUAUCUAAAGCCAAAGAAGAAUUAGCUAAGUCACAAUCUAAAGAAGUCAUAAAAAGUCCCACCAUUGACUUGACACCGAAAGUGCAAGAGAUCAAAAUAUCGGAAAACGACUUGCACUGGGAAGAGUUGAAGAACGGUUGUCUGAAUCGUGAAUACUUCCUGUGCGACCUCGACUUCUCAGAGCUGAGACACGACUCUGAUGAUGAACUGCCGAUACCUGGAGCACCCCCACCCCCGCCCCCCCUUAUGGCUCCGCAGUUCGGGUGUCCCCCUCCUCCACCUGUGCCUUUACCCUCGUUCAACCGGAACGCAGCUCCCGCGCCGCCGCCUAUAGCACCGCCUCCCUCAGAGCUCUCAAACGAUUCUGACAGCUCCACCAUCAAAAAGAACAAGAAGACGGUUAAACUCUUCUGGCGAGAGAUUCAGGAAAACCCCGUCCCUGCCACCAUGAGACCCAAGGUUGGAGGCUUCAUCUGGGACGACUUACCCGACAUUAAUUUGGAUACGAAGAUGCUGGAACAUCUUUUCGAAUCCAGGACCAAUGAUUUAAUUAUAAAAGAGAAAAUUACUGAACCAAAGAGAAACCUAAUUUUAGAUGCGAAGCGGUCAAAUGCGAUCAAUAUAGCUAUGAAAAAGCUGCCGACUCCUCAGACAAUUAAAGCAGCCAUAAUGAAGAUGGAUGCAACCGUUAUUGGCAGAGAGGGUAUAGAGAAGUUACUGUCCAUGUUGCCCACCGAUGAAGAAAAAGUGAAAAUUCAGGAGGCGCAGUAUGCCAACCCAGAUUUGCCUCUGGGUAGUGCCGAGCAGUUUCUUCUGACCCUGGCUUCGAUCAGCGAACUGUCUUCUCGACUCAAGCUGUGGGUGUUCAAACUUGACUUUGAUAAUCUGGAAAAAGAAGUGGCGGAACCCCUCAUGGACUUGAAGCAAGGGAUCGAGCUGCUCAAAGUGAACAAGACGUUCAGAGCUAUCCUGUCGACCCUGAGGUCGGUGGGCAGCUUCCUCAACGGCAGCCACGUGAAAGGCUUCCGUCUGGAGUACCUGUCCAAGGUCAUGGAGGUCAAGGACACGGUACACAAACACCCGCUCUUGUAUCACGUCUGCGAGAUGAUCAUAGACAAGUUUCCAGAUACAACGGACUUUUUUAGCGAAGUUGGUCCAGUAAUACGGGCAUCGAAGGUAGACUUCGACAUGCUGAGCUCCAAUUUGCACAGAUUGGAGGUGGACUGCAAGGCUUCCUGGGACCACAUGAAGUUGGUAGCCAAACACGAUGGCUCCCAAAUAUUCAAGACCAAAAUCAAUGAGUUUCUAACUGAUGCAGCCGAACGAAUAAUUCUCCUCACCAUCAUUAAGAAGAGAGUUAUGAACAGAUACAACAAGUUCCUGCUAUACUUAGGGGUGCCUCUGUUGGAUAUUGAGAAGACGAAGCCUUCUCAGUUCCUGAAGGUGAUCGCGGAGUUUGCCCUCGAGUAUAGAACCUCCAGGGAGAGGGUUCUAUUGCAGCUAGAGAAGAAGGCCAACCAUCGCGAGCGUAAUAAGACCAGAGGGAAGAUGAUUAUAGAUGUGGGUAACUAUUCCACGAAGAAUGGCGACAGUUCAGCUGACAGUGCACUGAAGGAGCUCCUCAAGUCAGACCCCUACACCGACAGCAUCUCCGAGAGUCGCCGCAAGGUGGCGCCACCCACCGUCAUCAGAACACGACUGAACUGUGAUAUCUCCGCGGAAGACGAAAUCAUAGAGAGUCUAGUGCGAUCAGCUACCAACAACAAGCGGCGACCUGUGAACAGGGAAAGGAAGAGGAACCGACUUUCGGCUGACAAAAAAUUCAACAACCGGAGAACAUUGAGUCCUAACUCCAACCAACACACUUGGCCGGGACGGGAAAGCAGUCCUGGAUCUGUCAUGCAGCAAAGAUAACUGUGAGGACGACGAUCUGUGGCCUGAUGCCAUAACAUCGGCAGAAUCAAACCAAAAUUAUAUGCUGUAUUUAAACAUGGAAGAAAUCUGCUAAUGCUAAUAUCUCAUUUAAAUAAUAAUUUAAUGCAUAAAUUAAAGUAUGAUGCCUUGUAUAGUUGCAAAAGUGACAUACCUAGUAAGCCAAAAGGCUAAGGCAUAUUUUUAUUUCGAGAAUUUUUUGAUGGCAAAUAACAAAAGUUGUUCAGCAUGACCCCCUUAGUCCCACUUUCGGCAUACUAACCGACCAUUUUUGUAACGUCUGCCUAAGGGUUUAACUUGUUAUCUACAGGAAAUUUAUUAAUUGCUUAGGUAUAUCAAAUUUGUUGAGUUAAGUAAGAACUACUUUGACACCUUUGUCUGUUGUACUUACCUGUCGUUAAAUCUUAACCCCAAAAAUCCAAAUAUUAUUUAGAAUAAAUAUUCCUACUUAAUCCUAAAUGGAAGUGGCCAGAUCUGACCACUUAAAUCUUUCUUUUUUAUGUACCUAUCUACACACAUAACUGCAUGAUCAUUUAUUUACUACUCUUUACAUAAUAUUACUGUGAUAUUUUGUCAUGUAUCUUGAUCGUCUUUUAGAUUCUCCCCAUUUUAUAUUACCGCUAUAUAAUAUACCUUACCUUCAUACUGUCUCGUUCACAG